AUGAUGCUAGACUCAAUCAAUGACGAGGGGCUCUUCUUUGAGCACGAUGGCCAUUGGUAUUACUCGAAUUCAAGCGAUCCAAUUCAAGUUCCCAGGCCUGGCAAUGAGCACGAGAUGGAGCAGAUCUUCUGGGACAAUUUUGUGAAAAUUAACGCCUCGAUACAGGAAUCACUCCCGGGCUCGUAUAAUGUUACCUCCAUGGUAUACCCGCGACAUUUGAAUGCCAGCGCACUAGAAAUGUUCACAAAAAUGGCAAGCCGUGUUCCGGGUAUUCAGAUACCGAAGAAGCAACUCAUGGACUCAUAUGGCGGCGUCUUUCGUGCAUAUGACUUCCCCGUCAGUGAUGCGGGGGGUCUCAUUUUCUUUUAUGACCUCAACGAGGAGUUCGUGGAUAUUGCCUUCGGAACUAUUGCUAAAUAUCGCACCUUUCCCGAUGUGAGUGAGCGCCAACUGUUCAUGCGGAUUCUGAGCAGACACUACCUGGCUGUCAGGAUGGGAAUGACAGAGCAGGAACGAGAUGAGCGCUAUGAUGAAUUUCGUGAAAAUCAAGCAGAAAUGCUUGAAGGAGUUGCUUUCCUCAAAGACAUGAGCACGCUGAAGGGUAUCAUUAUUACUGGCGAGGGCCCCGAAUGGGCAAUGAAACGUCUACAAAAUUCUAUCACCUUGGCGGCUCCUGACUAUGCGAAUAAAAUCCAAGGCUUUAUCGAUCCAGCAUUUGCUGGGGCUGUCGGUGCUGCAAAGUGGGCCAAGUAUCAGCUUGAGCAUGCAGACACCUUCUUUGACGAUGCCGGGGGGAACCACGAGGAACUAUAG
Molecule: messenger RNA, 813 nt
Organism: Penicillium macrosclerotiorum
Lineage: Eukaryota; Fungi; Ascomycota; Eurotiomycetes; Eurotiales; Aspergillaceae
Exons: 2
Coding region: 1-813 (270 amino acids)
Source: RefSeq, a predicted model, not a curated record